AUGAAAAAGUUUACCCCAGACAUGCGCAACCUAGGAGGGAGAAAAGUGAUCGUCGACCUUAUGAAUAACCAUUAUGCAUGUCUUUUAAACAUAAAGCCAGUUAUUAAUACUAGAGAUCAGCCACAUCCACAUGUAAACAAUACUUCUAAACAUUCAGUUUCAGGGACUCAGCCGAAAUCUAAAAAUGAGCCUGAUUUAGCUGAGGUCAGAGAAGGCUUCCGAAGAGUAGCCAACGUCAAAAGGUCGUCAAUUGACACGACCAAGCCUGGGACUUUCAGUAUGUCAACGAAGUUAAGUGAAUAUCGGCAAAGAAAGAAACAGUCAAUAAAGUCAGACCAUAUGAAUAACAUCAAGCAUAUGCAAAGACGCAUCAAUGAUAUAGGAUCUGUAUUCGUUAUUUAGCUGCAAGAAAGGAAAAAAAAUAAAUAUGAUCCUAUUGCGAAUCCUGUUAUGUUUUUUAGGAGUGUAGAUGAGACAGAUCACCCUACACUUAAUGAUAAAUUUAUAUCAAAGGUACUCAGGCCACCAAAGACCAGUGAUAUUUAUAGCUAUAUGGCAAAACAGACUGGCAGAAGAAGGACGACAAGGCCAAAAUCUGCGGAGGGCAGCAUGGAAGAGGAGAUUUCGAUGACUCCGUCAGUGCAUGAGAGGAGUAAUAAUCCUCAGCUUGAGCUAAAAAAGCAACUAUUGGAAGUUAUCACAAAUAAUAGAAUUUAUACUGAUAAAGACCUAGAGGAGCUGUUUUUGAGGACCAGAGAGGCAAAUUCUCAUUUAAGUCCAGAUAUAGUAGAAGACGCAAUCGCUUAUGUGCAAAGUGAGCUUGAUUCUUAA
Molecule: messenger RNA, 831 nt
Organism: Blepharisma stoltei
Lineage: Eukaryota; Ciliophora; Heterotrichea; Heterotrichida; Blepharismidae
Source: the annotation of a GenBank genome assembly